Molecule: messenger RNA, 4258 nt
Organism: Lethenteron reissneri (Far Eastern brook lamprey)
Lineage: Eukaryota; Metazoa; Chordata; Hyperoartia; Petromyzontiformes; Petromyzontidae
Product: XK-related protein 6-like
Biological process (GO): phosphatidylserine exposure on apoptotic cell surface; engulfment of apoptotic cell; apoptotic process involved in development
Cellular component (GO): plasma membrane
Source: RefSeq, a predicted model, not a curated record
AUGGCCGCGAAGUCGGAUGGAGUUGGGUACGGCGGCGGCGGUGGUGGUUGUGGCGGCGGCGGCUGCGGCGGUAUUAUCGGAGGAUCGGGUAGCGGCGGCGGCGGCGGCGUCAUUGCCGUGGGAGGACGAGGGGGAUUAGGAGGCAUUGGGGGAGGCGGCGGCGGCAGCAGCAACAAAGGCGGCGGCGGUGGUCGGGCUGGCUUCUCGCAGCUUCACAACCCCAACUCUGGCGCUGUCCGUGGUGCUGGAUUAGCUGCUGCUGCUGGAUGUGGCGGCGGCGGCGGCGCCACGGACUCCCAGCACCACCAGGGCAGCAGCGCGUUCCACAUGUGCCACUGCUGCGACUCGCUCUCCUGUUAUUGCGGCUGCGAGAGCGAAUGCCUGCGCUCGUUGCUCAGGCGCCGGCUCGGCCUUCGCCGUGGCCGCCGCCGUGCUGCUGCUGCUGCCGGCGGCGGCGGCGAUGGAGCUGCCGACUUUGACCCCGACGCCGCCGGCGACGUCGAGGACGACACCUGCUCGACCGCCGAGGAUUUCGCCUGGGUGGUAACGGCCGUGCUGGUGCUCUUGUCGGAUGUUGGCACUGACCUGUGGCUGGCCGCCGACUAUUAUGCCCGCCGGGACGUGUGGUGGUUCGGACUCACUCUCUUCUUGGUGCUAGCCCCGUCGCUCGCCGUGCAGGCGGUCAGCUUCAGGUGGUUCGUGCUGGACUACGCGGCGGCGGGACUCUCCGUGGGGCUCGGCACGGCCAGGUCGAGGAGGCCAAGCCAUCUGGUGUGCCGAGUGUGCCUCUGGGCCUGGCAGAGUGUGCUGCACAUACUGCAGCUCGGACAAGUGUGGAGGCCUUAUUACUUUAUCACAUGCAACACCAUUUUUCGACUAGUAACACAUCAAUCGACUUGGAAGUACCGGAUCAACCACUAAAAGAAGCCGGCGAUGUCGCUACACAAACCUCCACAUCUGAACAGGGUACAUUUCAUAAUUGAUACGCAGGUAAUUUUUAACUUCCCAUCGCUAUGGAUGGUGACUGCUACUUUCACGAUUAAGACAACGUUGACCGAUGAUAGUGACAAAGAAUGUUUGAGAUGUAGUUGGAUACCAGGUUAUACUGUCACGUAACUCUAAAUGAGGAUGCCUGUUUUGUUACAGAGCAUUGUUGGACCUCUUAUGGCGAUAAAAGGCUGAGCUUGGUUCGGACUAAAGUUGUGGUUUGUUUUCAGCUACUCAUUCAACAUUUAAAGCCAUUUAAAACCAUCUUGAUUAUCAAACCAGCUUGGGCUUAUUUGCAACCUUACCUUAUUGGACUCGUCUUACUGUAACAAUAUAUCUAGGGACACGUAAUAAAAAGCCAUGGUGGUUUUGAUGCUAAUGGUAGAUAGGUUUGAACUGGAAAAAUACAUCAUGUGACUUUUUAGUUCAACCUGCACCGUGUAACUCCUCUGUUCCCUCACCUUUCAUAAUGCUUUUGAGAGCCACCCUUUCUGGAGUAAUGAACGUCACUUGUCAUUAUUGCAUGCCCUCCCUCUACCGUUCAAUCAUGAUUCGUAUCAACAUUGUAAAAAAAACGAGAAGCACAAUAAUGGUGGAAGUUAAUCUUAAUUAAGAGAGUGGUGUGAUAGCACAGCGACUCUGUGCACUUCGCUAUGGAGCCAGCCACUUAAGUUUGAUUCCCAGCCAUGGUUAAUAUCCAUGGUGGGUAAGAUCUGAACUAGUCCAGGCUCACCCCCCUCACCGAUCUGGAAUGAUAAGAAUGGUCAAGCAACACCUGUGACCGACAUGGCAUGGGAAGGUCUUCAUUGUGAAGUGGAAUAACACUGCACUGUCAUUUAUUUUAAUCGUAAGAAUAUAAUUGCCAAACUGUAUGUUGUUGUUUUUUUGCACGUACAUUGACGAUAUCAGGGAUUGUUUCGCUAUCAGGGAUUGUUUCACUAUCAGAAAAUGCACUUUACAUUCAAAAUAUGUUAUCAAGCCCUCCUGAGUGUCCGAUACCUGCGAAACCCCGGUUUGAUUUUUUUUUAAGUAUGAGUAACAAAUAAUAAAAAAACAUGUAAAAUGAAUUUUGAAUUUCUACCAUUUCAAUGCAGUUGUCAUCCAUCCAAAGACGAAAGGCGCAUCACGAGCAAAAGUUGCAUCCUCUAUAUUGUGGCAGUGGUUUGCAAAGAAUUCAGUUUGUCCGAUUGAUUCCAUUGUGCGCUCAACCAUAUAUGUGAUGGUUUAAAACUGACAGCUGUUAUGAUAUUUUUGGACAGCUCUUUUACAGGAUUUAAACCUACAGUAUUUUAUACAUUUUAAGGCAACUAAUCCUUGGAAAAUGCGCAUUUAGAUGGCCUUAAUUUUUUUUCAUGCAUCAACAUUUGACAUUCUCCAGGUGGUCUGGUAAUUACCGUUGCUAAAUGAUUAGAAUGGAGCCACUUGGAUAUUAACCAGCAGUGACAAGUGGAGUUGUGUAAUUGCCAUAUGCCAAGUAUUAUUUAUCAGGCAAACACAUUUAAUGGACAAUGCUAUUCCCUUUGGUCACCUAUGUAACUGCAUUGUCAUGGUUGGGUUUUCAUAGAAAAGAACUUGAUUUCUGGCUGUAAAGAAUCAUUUUUUGCAUCAAUAAUUGUGCAGUUAUAUUGGACAAGACUAUUUAGUUGUUUUUGACGGAAGUACUUUAUUUUCAUUUAAUUAAAAUUGUGAUGGUUUUACCACAUGGAUACGCCGUUACAAUAUAUACACAGGUAUUUAGGUUCACAAUCCUGUGCUUUUAUUUCAAGAUAGAAAUUCAACCGAAUGCAAUGUCUAAGACUGGUACCAUGCAAGUGUUAUCUGAUUUAAAACAACCAAAAAUCCUAAAAUCAUUAGCCCAUCAGUUACAUAACAAUUCAAAUAUUUUUGUAUCCCUGCUAUUGGAGGGCUCCAGUUAUGAAACAGUUGUUCGGCUGCUGCUGCUAACACUCAUGAAGAGAGCAGUCUGAAGACACGUCUAAACUCAGAUUAACUGCUUGCCCUGUCUCACGGUUCCCCAGCCAGCCUGCCUGCCAGCCGGGCCCGGCACUGGAGCCAUGACAGAGUUGCAUAAUUGGUGUCGUUGAAAUUCCGGGCAUGGCUUUGCGAGCUGGCGCGCGUUGUACAGGCGGAGCAAGUCGCCUGAACUCGAGGUUGAAUGGGCCGCCUUCAGCCCGGGUGACUGCUACGAACAGUAACAUUGGAGCAGCACCUGCUGUCUUUGUCUCAUCGCCGGCUGUCUGUUGAGUGCAGACACUGUGUCCAACAAAUCCCUAAUUUCGAUCGCAUGUAUUAUCCCUCCAAUGAAUAGUGAAGGACAUACUGGCACAUUUAUGCCUAACACUUCUGAUAUUUUUGUUGUUUCAAUAAUGAAAUAUAUUGCAAUAAUCUAUUGUAAUGAAAUGCACAUGGAACUUUAUAUUUCUUUAACAAAACGACAAUUGCCAUGUGUAUCGUGCAUAACAUUGACAUUCGCAAAGUGCGCAAAAGAAUUAAAGCAAUAACCUUGCACAAUAGUAUCGAACCCUGUAGGUUUUUUUGUCGUUACAUACUAUUUGUUUUUAUUGCAAUAAGAAAAAAAAAGCUAAAAGUGAUUGAGAACUCUACUGUUUGAUUUACUUAAAUCAUAACUGCACUUGCAAUAUGUCUAAUUGUGCAUCCAUGGCUUUUGCCUGUACCCUGAUGUAUAUUUUCAGAUUUUGAUCACCUUAGUGCAGUGCUGUGCUGCAUCGCAUUUCAUCCUGCUUUUGAAUGGGUACAAUUGUUGGUCACGUUUAUUGCUCGGAUAUCUCCAAACAUAAUUGACCAACGUAACGAAUAUUUUUGGGGGAAACAAUGAGAAAAAAAUGGUACAUUGUUUUGGUGCACAUCUGUUUGUAUGAGCGCGAAGCUUAGUGUAGCAGUAGUGUACUGGUUAGCACACUGUGUUCCGAACCCGGAAAUCUGCGUUCAAUUCCCGUUCGCGGCCAACACCGAUGACGAAUAUAUGAAGCAGUCCUGGGCUUCACCUAGGUCAACACAGCCUUCUGGUGAGACACUGCUUAACCAAUACAUACUUCACCUGGAAUGGAAAUUUCUACAAGCAAAUUGAGGGCACCCCAAUGGGCUCCCCCCUAUCUCCGGUUGUAGCCAACAUCUUCAUGGAGAAAUUUGAGACUGACGCCAUCCAGACUGCCACUCUACGCCCGACCUUAUGGAAGAGGUACGUAGACGACACUUUUGUCAUCUGGCCACAUGGCAGGCCUACUCUCGACCAAUUUCUCGACCACAUCAA